Messenger RNA from Haliotis rubra (blacklip abalone), 2097 nucleotides. Its product is annotated as cadherin-99C-like. The transcript has 12 exons. The record is from RefSeq and is a predicted model, not a curated record. Gene Ontology annotation, molecular function: calcium ion binding. The coding region runs from base 268 to 1911 and encodes 547 amino acids. Gene Ontology annotation, cellular component: membrane. Lineage: Eukaryota; Metazoa; Mollusca; Gastropoda; Lepetellida; Haliotidae. Gene Ontology annotation, biological process: homophilic cell-cell adhesion.
AAACAUCAGCGAAACCGAUCGAUAGGUUGGGCACUUCGACCGAACAAGAAACUGGCCAAUAACGACUGAGACUUUAGAUUACGGAGGUAUUCUGUGACAUAUAUACGUGUCCAUGAUAACACGACGUAACAUUUGAAGGAAUACAGGACACUGAUGUAAGGAUCUGACGUGACUUCGCCGGACUUACAUGGAGGACGCCAUCUUGGGGCGAUAAACUACUGCAUGAUGUGACUGAAAGUUUGGAUACUGGAUUCCUACCCUCACAAAAUGGCAUUUAAAAACCGGAUACGUCUUUGGAUGUGUGUUUUUCUUUAUGCAGCAACGAUUACAGAAGUUGCAUAUUCCUGUAGCGUCCUGCCUCCACAGAAUGUGCAGGUGCUAGAGACAGACGUGCCAGGUCAUGUGAUAUUCAGCAUCAGUACCCCACCAACAGCCAAAUGGACAUUCACAGUACGUGAACCUGUCAGCAUCAACACCGAGUUGACGCCAUAUUUCAGCCUGAACAGCAACAACACCUUCACCACCUUAGCCAUCAACAAAACGCUGGACUUGGAGGCAAUAUACGAGAAAUGGGGUGAACAACUUGUGUUUGUCACGUUUUCCUUUCAAUGUACGGACAACGGUUCUCCAGUGGGGGGUACGUUGGAGAGGUUCGUUAUCGUCACACCAGUCAACGAGUUCGACCCGGAGUUCAUCAAUGCCCCAUUCACCAUCAACGUGACCGAGAACACUGCUCUGAACACCGUGGUUUUCAAGUUGAAGGACCACGCCCAUGACAGGGACGUCAACCCAAACCAAGAGGAGAUAUAUGGCUUCAAUAUCCACUCCUACUACAACCCAGAUUUAGAUGGGAGGUUUCACUUCACGAUCACCCAGACACAGACAGGAGAGAUCGGUGUCGCAAAAAAUAUUGACUUUGAAGCGAUGGCCAUCAAACACUACGUGCUGAACGUGUCCGUUCAGGACAUUGGUAAACGGGAAUCCCUAACAACUAUGACAGUCAACAUCAAUGAUGCUGACGACCAGGAUCCGGAGUUUUACAACGAGAAGUGCACACCGGGGACGUGUUACACCUCGUACACAGCCUACGUCACCGACAUGUUUGUGGGUCAGAUAGAGAACAUCUCCCCAAACAAGAUCAUGGCUCGAGACAGGGAUACACUCAACUACAGCAUAUCCUACCAGAUAAAGGGAACUAAUCCAUAUGGGUACGAUGACUACUUCAGCCAGAAUAACAAGACUGGCGACGUGAACAUAACCAAAUCCUUGUCGACUGUCGCUGCGACCGAAGCUCAGAUAGGCCUGUUUCUUGAGGCACAGGAGGUUUCUGACCAGCGACGGGCGACAACCACCACAUUCCAGGUGAACAUUCUGGGAAGAUCAACUUCCACAGUAAGUACUACAGCAAAGACUGGAGCUUCACGGGACGAAGACAACAACACUUUGACGGUCGUUCUUAUAGUGCUUGGGGUCAUCGUCUUCAUGAUGGCGGCGGCAUUCCUUGGCGUGGUUAUCUACAUCAAGAAACACAAGCGCCCAAUGAGUCCAUCGGUCUCCCCGUCCGUCAGCGAGAACAUCACGGACGUAGACGACUUAUCUAUGGACGGGAAGGAACAAUGGCCGAAGAUGACCACGGCCCAGCUGGAAGCACUGCCCAACACAGGAAGAGGGAACGCGUUACCUGCCUUAAAGGACAUGGGAACCGGAACCGGAACCGGAAGUGAGAAGAAGAAACGCAGAAGGAAGCGGAAGAAGGAGAGGGCGAGUGAGGAGUUUGAUGGAACACAGGAGUUCGAGGGCAGUGCAGAUGCGGAGUUCUUCUCAAAGAAGAAGACUCGUAUUAAGCAAUCUUCUCGCAGCAGGGAGAAGACCGACCCUAAAUACUGGAUAACAGUUGACAAUGACUACUAAUAAAUUCCCCAGAUGACGUCACCUGAACCACUCCAGGAAGGAUUGUAACAGUGAUAAUUUUAAUAAUAUAGUUGCAGGCAACGAAGAGGUCUCCUUGGCUUUACUUUCUAUCUAUUGUAUCUGAGGGCUAGAUAUCAUCGUCCAAAACGGAGCCAGAACACGUGUUUUGAAAGGCGAGCGGAUCUU